AUCAACUGCAAUUCACUCAAAAAAAAAAUUUUUUUUUUAACGAAUUUCAUUUCUGUUUUGACCAUCGUCGAGUCAUGUCUUUAAUUUGGGAAAAAAUCGAGGAUCCUCGAAUCAAAUGUCGAGUCGAUCAAAAUUGGCAUAAAGUUUAUUUCAAACAAGAUUUGGAGAAAAGUCGUUACUGUGUAAUUCCUUGGCGUUAUGAGCCGUAUAUGGAAUUAAUGAAGAGCUACGAGGUGCGAAAAGACGACAUUUGGAUUAUUACAUUCCCGAAAUCAGGAUCGACAUGGAUGCAAGAAAUCGUUUGGUUGAUCGAUAAUAAUUGCGAUUUUGAGGCGGCGAAAAAAAUUCCGCUAACAAGUCGAUCGCCGAUGUUGAGGAAGAUAAUUUCAAUUCAACAAAAAAUCGAAGAUCCAAAUGAUUUAUAUGUCGCAAUUGAUCCCUUGGAUAAAAUAAAUCCGCCAUAUUACAUAAAAAAUCAUUUGCCAGCGGAAUAUUUGCCUGAUAAAUUUUGGGAUGUAAAGCCCAAACUUAUUUAUGUUGCUCGUCAUCCAAAGGAUACUGCUAUCUCUUUUUAUCACUAUUAUAAGUUAAUUUAUCAAUAUGAAGGCACAAAAGAUGAUUUUCUCUCAUUGUUUUUGGAUGGUUUGAUUGAAUUUGGACCCCAAGUUACCCAUAUUUAUGAUUUUUGGCGGAUGAGAAACGAACCGAAUAUUUUAUUUUUAACUUAUGAAGAGACGAAACGAGAUUUGGAAGCAGUUUUGAAAAAAGUUGCAAAUUUUUUGGAUAAAAAACUAUCUGAAGAGCAAAUUGAAGAGUUGAAGGAACAUUUGCACAUUGAUUCGAUGAGAAAGAACACAAAUGUCAUACCUGUGAAGGAGAGUGUUAAUUUAGAAAAUCUUGGAUUAGAAACUUAUCAAAAAAAUUUUUUUCGAAGAGGCGAAGCUGGAUCCUACAAAGAUGAAAUGUCGGAAGAAAUGUCAAAAAAAUUCGAUGCUCUCAUAAAACGUGAACUCACUGAUAAGGGAUGCGAUCUGUACAAACCUGAACAAUAA
Messenger RNA from Culicoides brevitarsis, 1052 nucleotides. RefSeq names its product luciferin sulfotransferase-like. Gene Ontology annotation, biological process: sulfation. The record is from RefSeq and is a predicted model, not a curated record. Lineage: Eukaryota; Metazoa; Arthropoda; Insecta; Diptera; Ceratopogonidae. The transcript has 4 exons. Gene Ontology annotation, molecular function: sulfotransferase activity. Bases 75 to 1052 code for a protein of 325 amino acids. Gene Ontology annotation, cellular component: cytoplasm.